CCAGGCCACUUGGGCUGACCUUGCGGCAUGAGGGAGGGCAGAAAUGCUGGCAAAGGCCCGUGCCCACUGGCACUGAAAACAGGCUCCAGGCCGAAGCUAUGAGUCUGCAGGCCUUCACAUACCCGCUCCCGGAGACGCGGUUCCUCCACGCCGGCACCAGCUUGUACAAGUUCAAGAUCAGAUACGGCAGCAGUGUCAGAGGGGAAGAGAUAGCGGAUAAGAAAGUUGUCAGCCAGGAGCUGGAGGACUCCAUUCGGGCCGUCUUGGGGAACCUGGACAAUUUGCAGCCAUUUACCACUGACCACUUCAUCAUAUUUCCCUAUAAGAGCAAAUGGGAGCGGGUGUCGCACCUGAGAUUCAAGCACGGGGCGGCUUUCCUGGAGCCCUACCCUUUUGUCUGCACCCUCUAUGUGGAGAUGAAGUGGGCCCCGGCCGGGACCUCUGGAGGAGACAAUGACUUCCCAGAAAUGCCUGACGCUCCAUCAGCUGACUGCCCACCCGCUCUGGGGCAAGGAGAAUCCCAAGGGUCUGGUUCCUAUCUGAAGGGUCACAACGAGGAAGCAGAAGUGAGAACUGUGGCAGCGAAGAGGAGAAGACUGGAAGGUGGCAAGUUCCCUCCAGGACGGGAACAGGGCAGGGCUACGAUGGGAACUUCCCGCAGGAAGAAGCCUUCGGCUCAGACCAGAAGGAACUGGCCUGGAGAACCUGCCUCAGAAGAGGAAGAGACUGAGGACUUUGACACUGCUUUCCUCAAGGAACGUGGUGCCUUGGCAGGGUCGGGGUCUAGCCUGGGAGACCCCAAGGGACACCCUCCACAGACGAGCGGCCUGUCUUCUCCCGAGGGGCCCCCCAAGCCAAAACCUGCUGGAUUUUGGGGCUUUCUAAGCUCCCUCCUCCCAUUCCGGCUCUUCGGCUGGAGGGGCCACCAGUGAGCCUGGCAGAGGACCGCAGCAGAGGGAGAGACUGCCUGGUCCCGAGUGACCCUCGGCCGGCCAGAGAGGCGUCCACAGAGGCCAGGAAGGCCCAGGCCCGGCCAGGGCUCUUCUUUGUUCCUGUGUCAGCGGCUGGGGGGAAAAUGAAGGUGUUUCUUCCA
Molecule: messenger RNA, 1093 nt
Organism: Vombatus ursinus (common wombat)
Lineage: Eukaryota; Metazoa; Chordata; Mammalia; Diprotodontia; Vombatidae
Gene: MAJIN
Product: membrane anchored junction protein
Exons: 11
Coding region: 99-932 (277 amino acids)
Biological process (GO): meiotic attachment of telomere to nuclear envelope; homologous chromosome pairing at meiosis
Cellular component (GO): nuclear inner membrane
Molecular function (GO): DNA binding
Source: RefSeq, a predicted model, not a curated record